AUGAGCGGCAAUUCUGCAAGGGAGAACGAUGACCAUUUCCGUGGACAUCGGAAGAGAGGAAGACAGGAAAUGAGGAAGAUUAAAAGAACUACUGCCAGAAGAACUGAGGAUGUGGAUACGAAUGAAGUAGACCACGUGGUGGAAGAAUUAGUCGAGAGAAAAGAUGAAGGUACAGUUUCUGAUGCUGGAAGCGAAUCUGAUCUUGACAUCGGGGAUGAAGAAGAGAAGCAGGAAAAGGUUUAUGACGCCUUGCUGACUAUUCUAAAGUCUGAACACCCUGAGCCAAAGAGAAAAAAGACAAAGGCUGGCGAGAACAACGAAACUACUGACCAGUCCGGCGGGAAUGAGAAUACAGGCUCUGAACCAGUCGACGACCAGCUAGAGAUAGAGAAUGGCCUUUUAAGUGAUCAAGAAGAUGAUAGCGACGAUAACGGGAACGAAAACGAGCUGGAUGAAGUGGAUAGUGAGGACGAGCAAGAUCCCUUUGAGUCACAUUUCAAUCAAGUUUCAGAGAAGUACGUUGACGACGUGUCUAAUGCUUUUAAGGCCAAAAACAUAAGGUACAAAUCCGUCAAAUCUCCUCUAGGUGAUGAUGAAUCGUACAUAUAUUCCAAGCCAGUAGUAAAUGGUGACGAGACCCCUGUUGAACGCCUAUACAAGUCGUCUUCCAUAUAUUCGUAUUUUUUGAAACAAAGACUGAAAAUCCAAAAUGGGCUACUGGACAAGAAAAUCGACCCAUUGACUUCUUUACAGAAAAAAUUAGUAGACCCUAUGUUUCAGUACAAAGACAUACUAUACGAAUACGAUUCCUACGAAAAGGAUGAAGACGAGUAUAGAGAUCUGUACACCUUACAUGCAUUGAACCAUAUUUACAAGACAAGAGAUAGAAUCUUGAAAAAUAAUCAAAGAUUGCAAGAUAACCCAGACACUGAGCAUUUAGACCAAGGUUUCACGAGGCCAAAGGUGUUGAUUGUGGUUCCCACUAGAGAUGCAGCAUAUCGUGUCGUGGAUAAGAUUAUUAAAAAAUCCGGUAUAGAUCAAGUCGAUAAGAAGGGGAAGUUUUACGAUCAAUUUCGUGAUGAUUCUUUACCGCCAAACUCUAAACCAAAAUCUUUUCAACAUAUCUUCAGAGGGAAUACCAGUGAUUUUUUUGUUGUUGGUCUUAAGUUCACAAGAAAGGCUAUAAAGCUUUAUAGUAACUUCUAUCAAUCUGAUAUCAUCGUAUGCUCGCCAUUGGGUAUUCAAAUGAUCUUGGAAAAUACGGAUAAAAAGAAAAGACAGGAUGAUUUCUUGUCCUCCAUAGAAUUAAUGGUCAUUGAUCAAUUGCAUUCUAUAGAAUACCAGAACAUAUCUCACAUUUUCACCAUAUUCGAUCAUAUAAACAAAAUUCCUGAUCAGCAACACGAAGCUGACUUUAGUAGAAUUCGGAUGUGGUAUAUCAAUGAACAAGCUAAACUAUUAAGACAAACAAUGGUGUUUACCAAAUACAUUUCACCAGCGGCAAAUUCAUUGAUUAAUGGGAGAUGCCGUAACUUGGCUGGUAGGUGGAAAAACCACAAAGUAAUAGAACCAGAAACCUCCAGUAUCGGACAAUUGGGUUUGAAGAUUAGACAAAUCUUCCAAAGAUUUGACAUUAUCGGAAACUCAAUUAUUGAAGAACCCGAUUAUAGAUUCAAGUUCUUCACAAGUGUUAUUAUUCCCAGUAUUGUCAAAUCUACGGGCUAUGAAGAUGGUAUACUGAUUUAUAUUCCUGAUUAUACAGACUUUAUCCGUAUUAGAAACUACAUGAAGGAAAAGACGACGAUUCUGUUUGGCGAUAUAAAUGAGUAUUCUAGUCAAAAACAACUCAAUGCUAACAGAUCACUAUUUCAACAAGGCCGCGUGAAAGUUCUGUUAUAUACAGAGAGACUGCACCAUUAUAGACGUUAUGAAAUCAAAGGUGUGAAAAACGUUAUAUUUUAUAAGCCACCAAAUAAUCCAGAGUUUUACAAUGAAACUGUCAGAUAUAUUGGUAAGAAUGCCUUUUUGGGUAACACUGAUUUGAAUAUAUCCACUGUUAGGUGUGUUUACAGUAAAUUAGACGGUCUUUCACUGGAAAGAAUUGUGGGUACUAAAAGAGCAGGUGUAUUAUCACAUGCUCAAAAGGAAGUAUAUGAAUUCAAGUAA
Messenger RNA from Saccharomyces eubayanus, 2166 nucleotides. It is a transcript of the gene UTP25, whose product is annotated as rRNA-binding ribosome biosynthesis protein UTP25. NCBI's taxonomy places the organism in Eukaryota, Fungi, Ascomycota, Saccharomycetes, Saccharomycetales, Saccharomycetaceae. The coding region runs from base 1 to 2166 and encodes 721 amino acids. Gene Ontology annotation, biological process: maturation of SSU-rRNA from tricistronic rRNA transcript (SSU-rRNA, 5.8S rRNA, LSU-rRNA). Gene Ontology annotation, cellular component: small-subunit processome; nucleolus. The record is from RefSeq and is a predicted model, not a curated record. The transcript has a single exon. Gene Ontology annotation, molecular function: U3 snoRNA binding; rRNA binding.